AGUAGCCAGAAAUUGGCGGGUAAAAACCGUAGAAGACACUGUUGAAUUUCCAUAAUAGCCCUCAGAAUUGUUCUCAAUCUUCAAAUCUUACCCUUGUAUUUUCCUGAUUAACAAUGGGAUUUCUUACCUUCAAACCUGUUCUCCUCAGAUAUUAUCUCUUAAGACUCCUCUCCUUCAGUGUUUUAAUACUAGCCGUUAGAUUUGCAUUCAUCGUCACCGUCGCCGGCGGCUACUGUGGCUCCGGCCGCUGCUUCUUCCCCAAGAACGACGUUCUUCCCGGAGUCGAAGACGUAUGUCACCGAGAUACUCUCGCCGGAGAAUCUUUAAUCCCUGACUUCUCCACCACUAAGAGGUACCGUAAAACUGUUGAUUAUUAUUCUUCCAUAUUCCAAGAUUUGGAAUCCGAAGGUUUCUUAUCGUACAAUUUUAAGGCUCUCUGUGUGGAAACCCAAGCCGGUGAGGACGUGGUGGCGCUUAGAGAGAUUGGCGUGUUUGAUUCUGUAGGAAUCUCCAAGAACCCCUCGCCGCCGUUGCUUUUCUCCGGCGAAGCCUAUCGCCAACCUUUCGAUGAUAACACCUUCGAUUUCGAGUUCGUUGGGAAAAAUCGUAUGGACUGGUCAGGUCGACCUGGGGAUUUCGCUUCCGAAGUUUGUCGGACUUUGAAACCGGGUGGGUUUUUUGUGGUUCACACAAUGGCUAAAGAUUUGUACAGCUUCAAUUCUUUUCUUGAUUUGUUCAACUGUUGCAGACUGAUUAGGGCUCGACAAAUCGAUGGCUUUGAUUCUUCAUCAGUUCGCGAGAUUGUGAUGAGGAAGGAGACUGCAUUUCUUGGCCAUGGAGAAGAAUUAUCCAUUGGGAAUAAUUGCUCAGUUCCUGCGUAUAAACGGCAUAUAAUUGGGAAUGCAGAGCCAUUGAUCCAGAAAGAGUCAUUAAAGCCUUGGGUUUCAUUGAAGAGGAAUAUAAAGAGUAUAAAGUAUCUGACUUCAAUGGUGGACAUUAGCUUCAAGCAGAGGUAUGUUUACGUUGAUGUUGGAGCUCGUAAUUAUGGUUCAAGCAUAGGAAAUUGGUUUCUUAAACACUAUCCAAAACAGAACAAGACUUUUGAAAUAUAUGCAAUUGAGGCAGAUAAUACUUUUCAUGAAGACUACAAAAGAAAGAAAGGGGUAAUACUUUUGCCUCAUGCAGCCUGGAUCAGGAACGAGACUCUAUUUUUCGAGAUUUCCAGAGACACAAGCAACAGAAUUGGGAAACAAAGAAGACGAAGAGGAGGAGGGAUGGGUAGGAUUCAGCCAGUGAUGCCUUCAACAAGUUAUAUGCAAGACCUGGAUAAGAUUCAGGGAUUUGAUUUUGCAAAUUGGUUGAAAAACACAGUAACUCAGAACGAUUUCGUGGUGGUGAAGAUGGAUGUAGAAGGAACUGAGUUUUAUCUGAUACCCAAGUUGAUUGAAACAGGGGCAAUAUGCUUGAUUGAUGAGCUAUUUUUAGAGUGUCAUUACGAUAGAUUGCAAAAAUGCUGCCCUGGUGUGAGGAGUUCCAAGUAUGAGAAGACAUACGAUCAAUGCUUGGACUUGUUCAUUUCGCUUAGAAAGAGUGGAGUUCUUGUACAUCAAUGGUGGUGAUGGGUAACACAAAACUGUCUCUGCUAAGUUUCUUAUUUUCUGUAUAUGAUAGGCUGUAUAUUCUUUGUAUUGAGAAAACUAUAAAGUUGGUCUUUUUUUCUUCUUUAUAAUCAUCAAUUCAAUUGUGACAAUUUUCAAUGGAAUAAUGAAUCAAACACAUUCUUUUA
Molecule: messenger RNA, 1786 nt
Organism: Cannabis sativa
Lineage: Eukaryota; Viridiplantae; Streptophyta; Magnoliopsida; Rosales; Cannabaceae
Exons: 1
Coding region: 114-1619 (501 amino acids)
Source: RefSeq, a predicted model, not a curated record